Salvelinus fontinalis (brook trout) is the source of this 798-nucleotide messenger RNA. Its product is annotated as nerve growth factor-like. The record is from RefSeq and is a predicted model, not a curated record. Gene Ontology annotation, biological process: memory; positive regulation of collateral sprouting; neuron projection morphogenesis. Bases 10 to 624 code for a protein of 204 amino acids. Lineage: Eukaryota; Metazoa; Chordata; Actinopteri; Salmoniformes; Salmonidae. The transcript has a single exon. Gene Ontology annotation, molecular function: nerve growth factor receptor binding; growth factor activity.
UGUGUGUCCAUGAGGUCGUCCAUGCUGGUCUUGAUCCUCGUGGUCAGUGCCCAGGCCGUGUGCACCAUGGGAGGAAACUUCUGCCCCCCGGCUUCCACUCAGCAGCAGGGCCCUGCCCCUAACAGGACUCCUGACUCUGCCCCCACCGUGGACCCCAAACUCUUCACCAAGCGACGCUACCGCUCGCCCCGCGUUCUCUUCAGUGCGCAGCCGCCCGACACGGAGCCCACAGGACGCCAGGGGUCAGGGGCCAGCAGGGCAAGGCGCAUGGUAGGUCAGCCACAGCACCGGGGGGUGUACUCUGUGUGUGAGAGUGUCAGCAACUGGGUGGGCAACAAGACCAAGGCCACAGAUAUAUCUGGCAAUGAGGUGGAGGUGCUCCCGGAUGUCAACAUUAACAACGUAAAAAAAAAGCAGUAUUUCUUUGAGACCACGUGCCGUGGCCCCCGGGCGGGCAGCUCUGGCUGCCUGGGCAUCGACGGGCGACACUGGAACUCCUACUGCACCAACUCGCACACCUUCGUGCGGGCGCUGACUUCCUUCAAGGACCUGGUGGCCUGGAGACUGAUCCGCAUCGACGUGGCCUGUGUGUGUGUGCUCAGCCGAAAGUCCUGGCGACAGUGAUCGUACUGUAAUCACUGGCCCUGUAGUCACUGCAGUACUGACCGAUAGGACCACAUGGCACUGUUAUGAAGUCACUGCAAUACUGCAGUUCCACCCCCCCCCCACUGGAGCACUGCAAUUCCACCCUCCACCCCACUGGAGCACUGCAAUUCCACCCCCCACUGGAGCACUGCA